Molecule: messenger RNA, 753 nt
Organism: Fusarium proliferatum ET1
Lineage: Eukaryota; Fungi; Ascomycota; Sordariomycetes; Hypocreales; Nectriaceae
Exons: 3
Coding region: 1-753 (250 amino acids)
Molecular function (GO): oxidoreductase activity
Source: RefSeq, a predicted model, not a curated record
AUGGCAACUAUCCUAGUCACUGGUGCAAAUCGUGGGAUUGGUUACGCCAUUGUGCAAGCCAUCGCUACCCGCCUCCCUUCAUCGACCAUCGUACUCGGGUGUCGCAGAAAGGAUACAGCACUAGAAGCGAUUACAUCACUAAUUGAUAGUGGAAUAAAGGGUAAAUUUGGACAUGUCGAGUUGGAUAUUGAGAACGACGCUUCUAUCGAAGCAGCCGUGUCAUCUCUGGAGCGAGAAUAUGGGAAACUAGACGUUCUUAUCAACAACGCUGGCAAGGUUGAGCGAAGAUCAUCAGAUAACCUGGCGGAUAUUCGAGCAGCAUCUAAUUCUUGCUACAAUAACCUUAUCACCAGCAACGCUGUUGUCACGCACGCCUUUGGUAAACUGCUAAGGAAGAGUCCUGACCCAAGAGUCAUCAUGAUCUCGAGCGCUCGCGGCAGUAUGGGCAGAACAAACAAUAGAGAGCUCCCUCCUGUUGCCAAUAUCGAUUACUGCGUUUCUAAGGCCGGUCUUAAUAUGCUCAUAUUGCACUUGCAAGCUGCCGAGAAUCACAGUGUGGAUGAACCUAAGAUAGCAUUCUGGGCUGUGAGUCCAGGACACUGCAAGACGGCUUUUAACGGCUACAAGGGCAAGAAAGAUCCCUUAGAAGGGGCCGAGGCGGUGGUAAGGUUGCUUGAGUCGGCUAAGGGGGACUUUGAACCAGGGACGUUUUGGGAGUAUGAGAAUGGUAACUUCCAGCAAGUUCCUUGGUAA